AUGGGUUCAGCAGCAUCGACGAAACUGUCCGACAACGUCAAGGGAGCGUCAGUGCAGCAGCUGUCUGAAACAGCGUCCGAGUUGAGCCCUGAGCAGCGAGCGAAGCUCCUGGCGGCCUUGGACAAACUGCAAGGGCCGGUGAAAGUCUUGGACCCCGUGGAUGCGGAGGUGGAGAAGCUGCAGAAGGCCCGUGAUGCCUCCGACGAUGAGCUCCUGGAUAAUGCUUGGUGGGCCUUCUACGUCAGGCAGUUUCCCAGGCUGUUGGUUGCUUGGCUGGACUUGGCCCAAGGAGCUCCUGAUCUUCGAGCUCACCUGGGUCAACGCUUGAGGGAGUGUGCUCCCGAGCGCGCCGGUUUUGUGGCUGAAGAUCCUCACGUUUCCUUUUCACAGGUCCCCAAAGACUGCACUGGAAGGCCGAAGCGAGGAGCUUUGAGAGGUGGCCUUUUGCGCCGCGAGGACAUCGAAGCCUUGGUGGAGGCCGCGCCGUCGGGGCGACCUUUACCUGUGAUCUACUUCUUGGACAAUGCCGAGGCAGCCACUAUGAGGAUCACUGCUUUUUUGGUUCGAGUGCGAGGCGGGGGCUUGAUGGCUGCUCUACCAGGCACCGACGAAAUCCGCUCUCUACUCGAAUCCCUGAAUGCUGGCGAUCCAGAGGCACCUUUGCUUUACAUUCCGAUGAACAUCGUCUGCGAGACUCCGAGAAGGCGCAACGUGGGCGAGCAGCCCCUCCUCUUAGUGGACAUCCCUUGGUCAUGGCUUUCCUUCCUUCGUUCGGGCGCAGCCUUGCGAGGGAGCCCUCUCGAGCUCAUUUCGAUAAAGGAUGGAGAAGUGACAGUCCGUCCCAAUCGGGAUGCCGCCCUGGUUGCAGCAAAUAUGUGGAUAUCUGUUGCCACCGAGGAUCCGGAGCUUCUGGAAUCUGGUUUGGGGGAAUAUGUCACCGCUGCCGAGGAUGUGGACGGAGAACCCUUGGAAGAGCCAGCAGACCGCGACGACCUGGACGACGACCCCGGCGAGUUGGGGCCCAGACACGUCGUGGCUGCAACUCAGCCUGGUGUUUUGACCGAUGCCGACUUGCAACGCCUACGCGAAGCUGCCGGCUCGGCACCUCCGCGCUUGGCCCAGCACGAAAGAGCCUCGAGGACGGCGAUGACCAGACAGGCCGACGAUACCUUGGCCGAUAUCGAAGCUGGCGUCGCUUUGGACGAUGGACUGCCAGGGGCUUCGGGCGAUGCUGUUCUUCAGAAGCUGCUUCUGGUGCAAACCCAGAUGCUUGCCAAGCUGACGGCAGGCAAGCCCCGCAGCCCUUUGGAAGCUGCCCUCAACACCGGCAGGGGCAGAGACGACGGCAGCUUGACUGCCAAAGGCUCCGCCGCGAGAGACGCUUACGUGAGGCUUCUGAAGGACAGUGCUGUGGUUGCCGAACAGAUCAGGCGAUUAGCAGCCGAGGAGUUGGGCGAGGAUGCAACGUCACCUCCCCCGAGCCUUAUGCGCACUUUCGUGGAGAAGCGGAGCCCGGUCGGCGAGCUGAGAACCUUGGCGCUCGUCGAGACCUUCGCUGCUCACGCGUGGGAGCACGCCCGGCUCACCCAGAACCUCGAUCUGGAAAGUUGGAGUGCUCGCCUCAUUAUGUUUGCAGAUCAAUGUGCUAUGGAGGGAGGCAGAACCCAGUUGUCGUGGCUCCUCACGGGGCUACCGGACCCUGCCUGGGGGACGCUGGUUCGCCGUCGCCAAGGGCUUCGACCGUUCUCGCGGCUGUGCCCCAGCCUUUGGCUCAGCGGCAACGUCGCUUACCUGAAGGAGAUGGAGUGGCUUUCGACCCGGAUGUCGUCCACAAGCACAAGCGAUCCUGCAAGAGACCAUUCAAAGGACGACGCCGAGCAGGAGGAAGGUCGCCCAGACCGGCCCGGUGGAGCCAGCCGUGUCUACAGCCGCUUCGUGCGCGCCCUUGAAUUCGACAGAUCCCAACCUUGCUGGGGUGAUGCCCUCAGCGGCGCAGGUGUUGCUUGGGUUCAUUCCUUCGUCAAUCCUUGUGCGCUCCCGCCUGCGCAGCUGUGCCUGACGAACGCUCAAGCGAUGUUUGGCCUGUCCCUCUGCCAACUGCUCGUUGGACGGCCCAUGCAUCUUGCAAUCUCAGCCCGCGACGGCGCCGCAGAGCUAAGCUUUUUAAGGUUGCAAGGGAGCUUCUUAAACUUCAACUUGGUUGUCUUAACUGGCUUGCUUUGGGAUGUCCUUCUGCUGCCCCGGACCGUGCAAGAGCUCGCGGCGCGGUCCCGUCAGUUGACCAGCUUAAUGUCUUGGAUACGCUGGAGCGCCACUGCCUUCAUUUCCUUCGGGCGGGAUUCUUCAGCCUUUCCAGGGCCUUGGAACUGUCACAGGCCGAUUCGUCGUGUGCUUAUGACCCGGACUGCCUGCUUUCUGAAUUCGUUUGUGCUCUUGAAUCCGAGUGGUGUCCCUAUAGCCGGCGCCCCCGACCCCCGCAUAGACCUGAACCACCCGAUCCUGCUCAGGCUGCAUCCGUGGAAGAGGCCGCCCGGGCCUCUCAUGGUACAGGUGCACGCUUCCCGCUCCGAGCUACUCAAGUUGGUUGCAAAGUGGGACAAGUUCAAGGCCCUUAAGCUUUUCAAAUGUUCAGAGGUAGACUCCUUAGAGGCCGUAGGCUGCUUCGGGGUUCCAAAGGAUAGUUCCUUUGACCGUUUCAUUUUAAAUCCCUCCGUGACUAAUUCCAGGGCACACAAACUAAGCUGCUUCACGAAACUCUUAGCACCGGGAUGUCUUUUGGCUCAGGCGAGCCUGCCGACUGAUAAUCAUGUGUUGCGAGUUUGUUGUGAUGAUUUGAGCGAAAUGUAUUAUACUUUUGUGGUCCCACCCCUAAGAGCCCGUCGUAAUUGUUUGGGGGUUCCCUUCUAUCCUCAUGAACUUGCUGGGUUUAGCGCCUUCAACCCUAACCUUCAUAACGAACCAUGUUUCUUAGCGCUGAACGCGCUCGCAAUGGGAGACUGCGGGGCGGUGGAAAAUGCACAACAGCGCCCUUUUCCGCGCUCUCCGUGCCUGGAAUUUCUUUCGAUAGAUGAUCAUAUGACAGCACAGGUCUGCUCACGUGCGCAACUUCGAACUGGAGCCCCGUUGCGUGAUACUGCCAUUUUCCUUGGUGCUGACGCUGCCUAUCCAGCUGUGGGCCUCGUGCCGCACCCGGGAAAACGGAAGAGGAACGUCACUUCAGGCGUCUUCUUGGGCGCUGACCUGGACGGCCUCGCUGGUCUUGUUUCGGCACCUCGGCACCGGACUGGGGUCCUUGUGAAAAUCACUGCUGUGAUUGCUCGACGGGGCUGCUGCUCCUCGUCACUUCUUUCAUCAGUGGUCGGACUCUGGAUCCAUGUGCUGCUUUUCAGGCGUCCAGCCUUUGCGGUGUUGAGUCAGGUUUUCGUCGAUGCCCGACGUACACCGUCCAACAAAGUGCUACCCUUGCAUCGCGACACCGUGAACGAGUUGUGGUGUCUGUGCGCUAUCGCGCCCCUGCUUCAGGCCGAUCUUCGUGCGUCCGUUCCAGGCUUGCUGUUUUGCAUGGACGCGAGCCCGUCGGGUGCAGGACUCUGUUAUGCCACAUUGCCGAGCCACGUCCUGCAGGAGUUGUGGAGGCACACUGAACAGAAGGGUUUUUACACCAAGUUGCUGGAGCCUGCCUCGGCUCUGCUUGCUGACCUCGGUUUGAGUGAUGAUCCGGGGGCCGGUUUUGUGGAUGGCAUCUCUUCGGCAUCUUCACCUCUUGUGCCUGAGCCAUUGCCAUUGCGCGAGCCUCGUCCGGGCGUUCCUUCCUUCGUCUGCCUUUUCGGUGCUGCCGAUAAUUGGGCCGUGGCCCAUUCCCGUGCUGGGUUACAAAACUUGUCUGAGGUGCAACCUUGGCUUGCUGACCUGGUUUUCAGCGACUUGGAUGAUUCAAACGUCUUCCGGGACCUCUGUCAGCUUGCGCUGUCUGGAACGGUUCACGACUGGCAUGCCUCACCGCCUGCUGCUUCGUUUAUGGACCGCGGAUGUGCCUCACGCUCUGCGCUGCGCCCCACUGGGUUCAACCUAGAUGCUUACGAGAUUGCCCUGGACAACACGCGUGUGCGAAGGUUGUGCUUCCUCCUCUGCAUCGCUGCCUCAGCAGGCUCUUUCGUGAGCGUCUCCCAGCCGGCUGCCAGCCUGAUGUUCCGGCUUCACUGUUUCCGCGGCCUUGUGGCUUUCGGCGCUGUGCUUACUGAACUGUCUUUGUGUUCAUUCGGCUCACCUUGUCAGCGGCCCACUGCUCUGCUUCACAACAAGCCCUGGUUGCAUAAGCUUGGCGGUUUGGUGGGGAGGUGCUUCUGUGACGCUUCCGUUCCUCACUUUCCUUCGGCGGGCCGCUUCACUGCUGCGAGCUGCGCUUCCUUCAACGCCCGCUGUCGCCCGAGCUCUGCCGCUGUCUUCGGGAGAAACCCUCUGCCUGGUGAGUUGGUCUCGACUUUCUGUGCUGUGCUGCCCCUUCCUUUCGCUUGUCGUGCGGCCUCUGGCAGCUCUUUUGCCGCUACGGGCAUGCUCGUCCCCAUGCCACUUUCGGCCACACUCAGUACCCUCCAUGCCCUAGGGUUUAGUGGUUUAGUCCCUUUCCCUCUGUUUCAGGGUGACUGUAGCUUUGAAGCCCGACAGUUCCAUGACGAUCCAGAAUGGAUUGGUGAGCUUGCAGAUUCCUUGGAGUUCUGCGAACUCCUGCGGUACAAGUUUCUUUCACCUGGGCACAUCAAUGUCCUUGAGACCCGUGCCUACAAGACUUGGUUAAAGUGGUGCGCGCGGCAUCAUCCAAACUCGAGGAUCGUCGGCUUGAUCGACAGCCGGGUUCUUUUGGGUUCCGCCGCUAAAGGACGUUCUGCCAGUCCGGCCAUUUGCCGUGUGCUUCGCUCCACAGUGCCUUACAAUCUAGGCUCUGGCCUUUACCCGGGGGGUCUUCACGUCUACUCUGCAACCGCAGUGACGGUCCUUCUCGUGGUCGUCCGCCGGCUCCGGCUUCCAAAGAGUGGCCCUCCUGGUUGCACUCCCUUGUCGCCGGCGAUUUCCGUCAUUUUGACCUUGUUUGUGCUGCGGCUGCUGUCCCGCGGGUUUUGGGCCGGUGGCUUCGGCUCCUCUUACUGCUCGCAGGGGAUGUCGAGAGAAACCCCGGCCCCUUUCAUGACGGGGCUCCUCGGGGUGCGUUGGACAUGCAAGGUGGUUUCGCUCCUUCCACUCGCCACAGGAUGGACAAAGCCCUCAGCGCAUUUGCUCUAUGGCUCCAGGAAUUUCUCGGACUAA
Messenger RNA from Symbiodinium natans, 5301 nucleotides. Lineage: Eukaryota; Dinophyceae; Suessiales; Symbiodiniaceae. The record is from the annotation of a GenBank genome assembly.